CGACUGACAUUCAGUCAACUGCAGCCAGAGCUAAUCGAAGGAAAAAUGCAAUCCAUUCUCCGACUGCUGGUGCUGUUUGGAUUGAUCUACAGCGCGAUCGGUGCAUCGGGUAUAUUUCAGAAUAUAAACCUAGGUGGCGAAGCAGGAAGAACACGAUCUUCAGGUAGCAACCUUGAUUGGAGCGAUAGUGCUCACAGUUCUGAUGUGGAUAGGACUCUGAAGCUGCUGGAAUCACUGGACAACAGUGGCAAUGAUAGAAAUAAUUGGGCCAACGAUGCCGCGAGGAAUUCUGGAUUCGAUAUCGAUAGAUCCGGAGGUGACUCAAGUGAAGCCGCUCGUGGAUUCCAGUUUAUAAGCACAGGCUGAGCUCUACGAUGCUAAAAUACUCAAUCUAAAUAAAGUAUAUUUUUCUUUCA
Molecule: messenger RNA, 416 nt
Organism: Drosophila teissieri
Lineage: Eukaryota; Metazoa; Arthropoda; Insecta; Diptera; Drosophilidae
Exons: 1
Coding region: 46-366 (106 amino acids)
Source: RefSeq, a predicted model, not a curated record